GAUUUUCAAUCCAAACAGGAUGUGGAUACUUUCUUUUAGUCGCGUCGUUAACUUGAUAAGAAGCGCACACGCCGCCGCGCGCCACGUCCCCCGUUCGUUCCCCGUUCUUCCGCACAACGCGAGCAAUAAUGGCAACCUUGCAUUCCAAGCCAAACUUCAGCCACGCUCAGGUGGUUGAAAUGGUGACAAGACUCUUCAGCCUGACGCCAUCCGAAAUCCGCCCCCUCCCCAGCUACGAUGACCAGAACUUCUACGUGUCCUGCAUGGAGGGUGGCGAGUACGUCCUGAAGAUAAUGAACUCAGAGGACAGUAAGAACCCUUCCAUGAUCGAGGUGCAGACGUACGCCAUGUCGGUCCUGCACCAGAAUGGACUUCCUGCUCAAACAGCCCUGCGGAAUGCUGCAGGACAGCUCAUGAGCCUCGAAGAAAUGGAUUGUGGCAAUGGCGUUCGGAAGUACUUGGUGAGGCUGCUGACUUACUUGCCUGGAACCACUAUUUCCAAGGUUCCUUUAACUCCACAGUUACUUUAUGAAACUGGCAAGAUGGCAGCCAGAAUGGACCAAAUCCUACAAAAGAUGGAGCACCCUCAUCUUGGCUUGCUGGAGAGAGAGAAUUUCAUAUGGAGUCUAUCGAAUGUUCUCCAACUGGAAGCACACCUUAAUAUAUUAGAAGGAGAUCCUCUUGAAGAGGUUGUGAAGUCUGUCAUUCAUCAGUACAAGACCUCUGUGACGCCUAAACGCUCCAAUUUCCGCAAGUGCAUUAACCACGGUGACUUCAAUGACCUCAAUGUCCUCGUUCAACCCGAUGAGAGCGACGGCCACAGGAUUUCCGGCAUCCUCGACUUCGGGGACAUGAACAGCGGCUACUACAUCCACGAGCUGGCCAUCGCUAUCAUGUACAUGAUGACGGAGCACCCUGAACCCGUGGAGGUGGGUGGACCCGUGCUGGCUGGCUGGGAAAGCGUUCUCCCCCUCAAUGAGACGGAGAGGGAUUGUCUCUACGUGCUGGUGCUGUCCCGCUUCUGCCAGUCGAUGGUCUUAGCUCGUCACACUGUGAGAAUGCAUCCGGAAAAUGCAGAGUAUCUGAUGAUUUCCUCCAGGAGGGGCGUCCACAUUCUCCGUCAACUCUGGGAGCUUGGAAAGGAGCAGGUAGAGAAGGUCUGGUUCCAGAGUGCAGCUCAGUUCGGCGACAAAUUGUGAGAAAGAUGGAAGGAGAGACAGUGAUACGUUUCCAACGCACUGUCGAGGUACCAAAGAUGUCCGCAUCUCUCAUUACACAAAUUCAAAUGGAUUUGUUUGGGGAUAAAGUCAAUCCAAAAAGCUUAUUAUUAUUCUCCUUUUUUUAAAUAAAAGACAAUUAUUGCAGCUGUUUAAAACAAUUUGUUUCAGCUGUCUUUUAAUAUCAUUCUUGGACAGCUAAAUAUUUGAAGUCGGCAUUUCCACUUUUGAUAAUUUAGAGAGUAAUUAUCCCACCUCAGUCAAGGGUAAUGCUCAUCACAAUACACAUAAGCAAUCAGCAUCACGUUUAAUUAUCUAAAAGGGUUUUAGUCUUACAUAUCACAACAUUAUUUCUUUCACAUAAAAUCUCACACUAUUUGUAAUGUCAACUUAACGGUAAAGUGUUUUUCUUCCAGUUAACAAUAUCUAAUCAUAAGUGCUUCUAUGUUGGCUGAAUGUUAAAGUAUUAAUCCAACUUACUCUGAUCUGAUGAUUCUCCAUCAGCAUUUGAUUGUAGGUCAAAUGCUGAUUGUAGGUGUUCACUUUUCAGAUAUUGCAAUAAUAGUAAUUUAUAGAGAGACAUCCUGGUCGAUAAAAGGCCUUACAGAAACCGAAGGGCUAACAUGUAAGUGUUGACUUGAAGAAAUAGUAAUUAUUUAUUCAAUUGUAAAUGAUUAGUUGUCUACUAUGUAUGUCUAGGAGGUUAAAGAAGCAAUAUAUAUGGGAGGUGACAGCAAAAGGGCUCUUUUUGCUUUGUAUGAUUUAAACUUUUAAAAUUUUAAAAUGAUUUACAUUUCAUCAUUUAUUUUCCUUUUUUUUGUACACAGUCCAUUUUUGUAACAUUUUAUCUUCUUUUGAUUGCAAAACCCUAAUAAAAUGGUUUGUAUUUUGUACAUUCCAAAAAGUCCA
Molecule: messenger RNA, 2126 nt
Organism: Gasterosteus aculeatus aculeatus (three-spined stickleback)
Lineage: Eukaryota; Metazoa; Chordata; Actinopteri; Perciformes; Gasterosteidae
Product: hydroxylysine kinase
Molecular function (GO): amino acid kinase activity
Source: RefSeq, a predicted model, not a curated record